This is a messenger RNA of Colletotrichum aenigma, 780 nucleotides long. RefSeq lists its product as uncharacterized. The coding region runs from base 1 to 780 and encodes 259 amino acids. Lineage: Eukaryota; Fungi; Ascomycota; Sordariomycetes; Glomerellales; Glomerellaceae. The transcript has 2 exons. The record is from RefSeq and is a predicted model, not a curated record.
AUGUCUGAAAUCAAAGCUUUCAUCGUACUGGGGGCCACUGGCCGCCAAGGUAGUGCCGUUGUCGACGCAUUGUUAACGCAUGCCGAAUUCAAGAUUCUUCCAACUCAAGUUUACGCAAUCACUCGACAGGCGGCCGGAAUCGCUGCUGAUCGCCUAUUAGAGAAGUUCCGUGGAAUCAACAUUAUAAUUGGGGAUUUGGGCAACCCCAAUGCCAUCUUCGAACAACUCAACCAAGAAACGUUGAACGGAAAGGCAUUUAUCGACGCCGCAGUGGCCCACGGCAUACCUUACUUCGUGUAUUCAUCUGUGGACCGUGGUGGACGCGAACUGAGCGACGAGGACCCCUCACACUGCAAGACAUUUUCAGACAAGUUCUACAUUGAACGGCACCUUAAAAAUGCCUGUAGUUCUAAAGAGGGCGAAACGCAUAAUAUGGACUAUACUAUCAUUCGCCCAACUUGGUUUGCUGACAAUGCCUGGUGGGGAUUUCCCGGCCAACUGUGCAUGACUGGAUGGAGAGAUAACCUGGGAGGGAAGACAUUGCAAGUUACAGUCACCAAAGACAUUGGCAGAUGGGCAGUCAAGGGUCUGGUCAGGCCCAAGAGAACUGGCAUACGAAACCAAGCUCUCUCAAUUGCAAGCGAUGAGAUGAGUUUCGACCAGGUUGAAGCGGCCUUCAUAAAGCAUACAGGCAGGGGUGUUCCGGUAACAACAGGGCUUUUGGCAAGAGGAAUCAUCUGGCUGGUCAACAAUAACCCGUUGAUAACAACAAUAGGGUAA